UUUCAUUAUUGAUCAUCAAAAAAUAUUUGCUUUGUUUUAUGUCUUCGAAUUUUUGUUUUGUUAAUUUUACAAUUAUGGAUGAACAGAUAAUCGAUAACUUUCUUGAAUCAGAUGUAUACACAAUUGAUGAUUAUUUGGAAGAUGAUUUUGAAAUUACCGAUGGCAAUGGCGAAAAAAUGCUUCAGAAAAUCAAUUUUUACAACAGAUGUCUUCCAUAUUAUGAACAAUUGGAACGAAUGCGGGUGAAAUAUUGGGAAAAUUUAAAAAACAAUCUGUCUUGUUCAAUGUUGAGCAAUAAUAAUGAUUGUCUCUUUUCCAAAUGGAUAGAUACAUUUUCAUCGUACAUUUCAAUCUAUGAUCUUGCUUUCACUAAAGAAGAACACAUUUUUCUCAUAAAAUUAUUUCAUAAUUCCCUGGCAUUUUUUGAAUAUGAUUAUCAACUAUCAAAAAAAUUGAUUGAAUUAUUAUCCCGACUUUUGAGAGAGACAAAACAUAUAACCAGAUUAGAUCUAGAACUUGAUUGGCGUGUUCUUUACACUUUGUAUGAAAAUAUUACAAAUUCUAAAUGUAAAUUUGGGAUUAGCGUGAAGCAUGAACAGAAAAAAAAUUGAAACAACUAAUUUGCUUUGCUAGAGCAUAUUUUUCUAAAGAUUCAACCAAAGAAAUGUUAGAUGAAUGGAAACAAUAUCUUUGUAUUCACAAUGAAAAAUAUCGGCUAUACAUGGAAUAUUUUAGCCUGUUUUUGCCUACAUUGCUUCCACCCGAGGAGCAUGAAUUCGGUUUUAAACUUUGGCUCGAUGAUUUCAUUGAUAUGCUUAAUUGGUCUCAGGUACCAUACACAACAUUAUCAAAUUUAUUAGCCCGUCUGGCAGAAGAUGUUUAUGGCUAUAUCGAUUGGGAACCAUAUCUGCCUUACUUUUUUCAAAAACUCAAUUCUAAACCAAAUAUAAUCUAUCUUUUAGAUUGUCUCAAAAUAUUUACAUGGACCAUAUUACCUAGCAAUACUGAAAAUUUUAAAAAAUUUCUUCUAAUAGCAAAGAAUAGUCGUGAUAACUUCAUAUCGAAAUCCUAUUCGUUUGUUCCUUAUGCUUUAGCUAUAAUGAUCACGCGACGAUACAAGAAAGAACAGCAAAAUCUUUGGUUUCAUUAUGCUCAUGGUAAUCAUAAACUGGACGAAAAAACAAUUAAUGAAAUUGGCGCCAUAUUAUUGGAAAAUUUUAUCGAUUCAUAUUUUUGUAAAACACAAUCGACGGACAAUUAUCAAUUUCUAUACGGUAUUUUGAAUUUGAAUCAUAAAUUAGUUGCAGAAAGAAUCCCAGAAAAAUUGCAAAUCGCUUAUGAACAAAUUUCAGAACCAUGGCGCUUGAAAGCAAUUUUGAAGUUGUAUUCUGUGUCCAUAUUUCCUAUUAUAAUGGAUAAUCAAAUUGGACCUAAAUAUCGUAUAGAAUUGGUUCCAAUGUUGUUUCAAUUGAUCGAAACAUUUAAUACAUAUGAUCAUGAUCUUUGUAUGGCACAAUUGAUCGCCAUUAAAUCCAUCUUAAUUUUAGAAUUUCCAAUUAUUGAUUGUUCAUCACUGUGCCAAAUAUCCGACAAAGUUUUGACCGAAUAUGAAUUGGAAAUGUGUUUGCAAUCAGUCCGAUUAGAAGAAUUUCCUAUUGGUUUCAUGAGAUGUUGCCAAAACAUUAUCGAUUCGAACAAUGAAAAUUUAUUCGCUGACCUUGCAAAAAUGGAUUCAUUGUCAUGCAUAGUGUUUUUCAUUCUAACUCGAACAUCUGAAAAAAUAGCAAAAGCUUUUAUCGAUAAUUUUUUUUCAUUCAUCAUCUCAAAUAUAUAUGAGAAUGGAUACAUUGUGAUAAAAAUUAUCAUGAAUUCAAUAGCUAUGGUCUACCCAGAUUAUAUGAUGAAAAAGUUAUUUCCGUUGAUUUCCGAACAUUUGAAAAUGCUAGCCGUCAAUAAAGAUAUAAAAUUGUCUAAAUCUUUGGAGAAAGACUUGAAAUAUCAUGUCAAAAUAUUCGGAUACUUGUUUUACUGCAAUGCUGAAUUAUUGUCCUUGUAUCAAGAAGAAAUACUGAUCUUACUCGAAGAAAUUAGUCAUUUGAAUUUGGAUUCGAAUUCUUCUAUUGUUUAUAACCUAUUGAUCAAUCUAUAUAACAGUUUGAUCAGCGAAAAAAAUUUUGUUUCUGUACAAGAACUUAAACCCGAAAUGAUGAUGUUCGAAAAUUGGCCUAAAUUAAUUACAAUAAAAGAAUUUUCAACCAAAUGGCAUAAACAGACAACUAAUGGAUUGAAUUUUGCUCAUCGUUUGCUAAAAAUUUUUAUUAAGAAUAAGCUCAUUUUAUUGGAAAAUUGGAUAGAAACAAAAAUUGAAAUGACAAACGACGAAUUAUUGAAAAAUUUAAAAUUCAUAUCAUUAUUUGACGAAUUGACAAUAAGUUCACCAGAAUUUUUAUCAUUUCCAGCAAAUGAUUCAUCUUCAUAUCUAUCUAAUAUGGAUAACCCAUUCUUGAAUGAUUUGAUUAAAUGCCGAGAACAUAUCAUAAUUGUCAUGCAUAAAGUUUUGACCAAAUUGGAGAAAAUGAAUUCCGAUGACACUCGUUCUUAUAAGGCGAUCAUUGAUAUCUAUGCUGCAAUGCUAACAAAAUCAUCUCAUUUUUCUUGCAAAAAAUUCAAACAAAUACGUUUAUAUGAGCGUCGGACUAAUCCGAAUGAAUUUUUAUGGUUUCUGCAUUUAAAUGCUGCAAAUGCUCGUGAUAGAUUCAUACAAAAAGAAUUAAUAAAUGUCAUGCGAAAACGUUUAACGGAAAUGGAUAUUACUAUAAUGAAAAAUCUGAUUUCAUUGUCUCGAUCAAAUUACCAGUCAAUCAGACGUAAUGUUAAGAGUACUUUGGCCAAAAUAUUCCAAUAUCAUGUCAACUCAUCAUUGUUAAUUUCGGAUGAAAUAAUCUAUAAUUUAAACAUUCAAGACGCUGAUUCUUUGAUCGGUGUUCUUGACUUGUUGCAUCUUAAUGAAGAUCGUUCCCUGAUGUUUUGUUCUUCUUGGGAUACAUUGCUUAAACUGUAUCCAAUUUUGAUAAAAACAAAAUUUUCUGAAAAACCGGAAAUCACCAGAAUAUUUGAUGAAGAUUUUGAACUCCUAUUUCAAAAUAAUUAUUUUAUGAAGCCAUUAGAAAAAAAUUAUUCAUUAGAAUCAUUGUUUUGCUAUUUCGAAGAAGGAAAAUCAUUGAACUUUCCUCCGAUCGCCGAAGAUGUAAUCGAAGCAUUUAGACAAAAGAUAAUGGAUUCUAAUCAGAAUAAUCGUGCUGCGUAUAAUAAAUUAAUUAACCAAUUAUUGACCAUAAUGCUUAAUGAAAAUUUACAUUGGCGUUUUUAUUAUUUUGGAUUCUUGCUUUUGAACUAUCUUAUUCGAACUGAUAUUGAUUUUCCUAUCAAUGGUGUUCGAUUUUUUAUUCAUAAUUUGGCGCAUGAUUUGCUACUCAUUCGAAAAAUAGCCCGCACAGGUUUAGUGAAGAUUAUGCAAAUAAUGCUGCCAAAGAAGAUUACAUCAAGAAUUGAAGGGCUUGAAUCGAUUAAUUAUGACGAAAAUGAUUUGGGUUGUCUCCAUAAUGAAGAGAUUUUCGAUCGGCAAUUGUUUUUAGACAAAAAUCAUCAUGGUUAUUACAAAAAUUUGCCAUUCAAAAUUAAAAAAUUUGACUCAUUCGAAAAGAAUGCCCAAUUUGAAGUUCUAUCAAUUGAAUUUAAUAAAUCAACAUUUCUGGAUAAAGUAUUCACGUUGAAUUCAAUCGAAAAUGGCACUAGAAUCAGUGAUGAGAAUAUCAAGUUUUGGAAAUUAUACUUUACGCUUAUCAAAUUGGAAUUUUCAGAUCAGAUAUUUUCUCGCGUCACUUUGCUUCUUGAUAAACAUAGAUACCAUUAUGAUAAAUAUGCUUUAGAAGUUUUAUGCGGUUUGACAAAAGCGAGCAAACAUUUUGAAUAUCAUGCUUAUAAAAAAUUUCAAACAUUUUUCUUGGUUAUUAUUGAAAAUAUUUUUUCAAUUUGGAUUCUGAAUCAAAAACCUUUUGGGAUGAAUUGUUCUAUUCUUUAUUUCACUUUGGUGAUCUUAAACGCUCAUUGUGGUGUGUCAAAUUUCUUAUCGAAAAGACAACGAAUUCUGUAG
Dermatophagoides farinae (American house dust mite) is the source of this 4153-nucleotide messenger RNA. The record is from RefSeq and is a predicted model, not a curated record. Lineage: Eukaryota; Metazoa; Arthropoda; Arachnida; Sarcoptiformes; Pyroglyphidae.